GCGAGCACGCAACGCGGCGACGACGACGACGACGUCGGACGAGACUCUCUCGCGUCGCUACGCAGCGUGCGCGUGUACGAUCCAAAUAGUUGUUGUUAGUGUUACGCUAUUUAUAAGCGCGUGCAACGCACGAGGAUGGGACGCGCGUUCGCCUGUUUCCGCUACUGCCUCGUCGCCGGUGCGAUCCUCCUUGGCAUUUCCGGCGCGAUUAUGAGCGUGUGCGCCGGUUACUUCAUUUAUCAGCUGCACGAAUACGCGCCGCUCACACCCAGCCAUGUGUGCGGGUCAUCCGCCACUUUGUUAGCGAUGGGCGUUAUCAUAUGCGGGAUCGGCUGGUUCGCCUGGCAAUUCCUGGAUUUUUCCAACAAAGGCCAAGUGAUCGUUCUUGCCAUAGCGCUGGCUAUCAUCGUGCUGAUCGAAACCAGUGUUGGGAUUUGGACCUUGGUGCGACACGAGCAAAUAGACACCCUGUCGGCCGCACGACACCAAGAGAUCUUUGCCCUCGCGAUCACCGAUGACAAACCCAUCUGGGAUCACAUGCAGUCCGCGUUACGAUGCUGCGGAAUAGACGGGUCUUCCGAUUAUCGUGGCAAGGGCGAGAUUCCCUGGUCCUGCUGCAACACAACGAAUCAGGAGACCGACAACGACAGCACCGCCGGUGCUUGCACCGUUAUGUACAAACGAGGGUGUCAGCACGUGGUGUUAAGUCGAACGAGAUCGAUCCUCCUUCACGUUUUUCUGCUCGCGUUGUGCUCCGUGCUGCUGCAGGUGCGUCUGGAUUCGUCCUCCCGUUCACGCGGAAUUUCGCGGAUCGGUCAACUAAUCGACUGGCGAUCGCGAUUGGUGAUUUCAGAUUUCCUUCAUAGCGUGCACGACUUGUUACGUCAGGAUCUUCAAAGACAGGAUGGAAAGGCGGGCGUCGCAGAUGGCCGCGCGCACGUCUCUGCAAGAUAUGCCCGAAGCGGAUACCAAGAACAAGCUGCUGAUACGUCAGUCGAGAUAUUUGCACAAUUCUGACGACCCUUAGCCAAUGCUGCACACCGCGAAGGACAGAGAUGUGU
Wasmannia auropunctata (little fire ant) is the source of this 1061-nucleotide messenger RNA. RefSeq names its product leukocyte surface antigen CD53-like. The coding region runs from base 136 to 1017 and encodes 293 amino acids. The record is from RefSeq and is a predicted model, not a curated record. The transcript is spliced from 4 exons. Gene Ontology annotation, cellular component: membrane. NCBI's taxonomy places the organism in Eukaryota, Metazoa, Arthropoda, Insecta, Hymenoptera, Formicidae.